GGUAAAUCCAAAUCCCUCGUCUUUCUCUGUGCUUUGAUAUGGUUUCUGUGUGUUAUCUUUCAAUAUUAUGUUCUUCAAGUUUAUGACAUGUGAGAGCUUGCUUGAUGAUCUUCUUCUUCACAAAUGCAAGAAAACAUGGUUUAUGUGAUUUGAUGGCAGAUUGUGGCAUAGGGUUUCAAAAGCGUUGUAAAAGCAGGUCCAGGAGGAUGGUUUUGGUGAUGGGGAUUAUGGUGUUCAAUGUGUUUGUUUUUCAGAUUUUAGGGUUUCUUUCCAGAGGUGCUCUGUCACCUCAUUUUGGUGAAGUUGAGAUUCUUGAUUUGGAGAAAAGUAGUUCACUCUAUGGUGGUAGCAGUUCUUCCACUUCAGUGAGUAUUGGGAAGUUUUCCCUUUUAAAUGGUUUGCAGAAUUCGGGGAAUUCAUCUGUAGUUUUCAAGGGACCAAAGAAGUUUGAAGCUUUGAAUAUGGGAAACAAAUUUGACGAUGAUAAUAAGGAAAGGGAUGAAAAAUUGGAGGGUGGUGAUCAUGCUGGUGAUGAUAUUGAUCGAGGUAAUAGUCUGCAGAAGAGAGCAUCAGUAGGUAAGAUUGUAGAAUUUGACCAUGGUGCAUUUAAUGAUCUUGGCAAACUGAAUCUGGCAUUACCUUUGGAGCAAUUCAAAAAGCCAGAUGAAGAGUCUCCAUCUGACAGGCGUGAAUCUGUUCAUUUGGCUUCUGAUAUAAAAAAUCAAUCAGCAGGGAGAUCUCAUUAUGAUUCUAGUGAUACUAUUGUGAAUGCUGCAUCAGGUUCUUCUUUCUCUGGACAAAGUCAAACUUUUCAGGAGACACCAAUGCUGAAUGGGGCUACAUCCGGUGAAAAUUUUACUGGUUUUAGAAUUCUAUCAAUAAAUAGGAAGAAGAAUAUGGGAUUCCCUGUGGGAUAUCCAAUUGGAUUACCUCCAGUAUAUAUAUCAGAAAUGAACCGCCUUUUAGUCAUGAAUCGCAAUGCCUAUCAUUCAAUGAGACCUCGAUGGCCAUCAUCACUUGAUCAGCAAUUGUUCGCCAUCAGAGCUCAAAUUGAGAGUGCUCCUAUUAUCAAGAAUAUACAGGAACUUUAUGCGCCAGCUUUUCGGAACAUAUCUGUGUUUAAGAGGAGCUAUGAAUUGAUGGUGCGGACACUGAAGGUAUAUGUUUAUAAGGAAGGGCAAAAACCAAUAUUCCAUCAACCACUGCUCAAUGGAAUUUAUUCUUCUGAAGGAUGGUUCAUGAAAUUGAUGGAAGGAAAUAGAAACUUCAUUGUGAAGGAUCCCAGAAAAGCUCACUUGUUUUACUUGCCCUUCAGUUCCCGGUUGCUGCAAUCUACCUUGUAUGUACCCAAUUCUCAUAAUCGGACAUUAAUGGAGCUGUGUCUGAAGGAGUAUUUAGACAAAAUUGCAACAAAAUAUCCUUUCUGGAACAGGACUGGUGGAGCAGACCAUUUCCUUGUUGCUUGCCAUGACUGGGUAAGUUUUAAACAACAUGCUCCAUAUGAAACUGCAUCCUCCUUGGUUCUUGCAAUCCGGGCCCUCUGCACUGCUGAUGUGCAUAGUGGCUUUGUUUUGGGCAAAGAUGUUUCACUUCCUCAAAUUUACAUUUGGUCAGCUGGACAGUAUCAUCUCAGAGGUAUCGGUGGAAGACCUGCAAACAAGAGACACAUUCUUGCAUUCUUUGCUGGCAAGUUGCAUGGCAGGCUCCGCCCGAUCUUAUUACAACAUUGGGAGAACAAAGAUCCUGACAUGAAAAUCUUCGGCCCCAUGUCUUCCAUAAACAUGAACAAGAUGGAUUACAUCCAGCAUAUGAAGAACAGUAAGUACUGCCUCUGCCCAAGCGGUCAUGAAGGUAAUAGCCCACGCAUAGUUGAGUCCAUCUUCUACGAGUGCGUCCCUGUGCUUAUAUCAGACAAUUACGUGCCUCCUUUCUUUGAAGUCUUGAAUUGGGAUGCCUUCGCUGUGAUCCUUCCAGAGAAAGAUGUACCACGACUUAAAUCAAUACUGGUAUCAAUUCAUGAAAAGAAGUAUCUUAAAUUGCAGUUGGGGGUGAGGAAAGUGCAAAAGCACUUCCUUUGGCACACCAAGCCUGUGAAGUAUGAUUUGUUUCAUAUGACUCUUCACUCUAUUUGGUACAAUAGAUUGUAUCAGAUAAGAACUUGAUUACAUUCUGAAAUGUUCAUAGUGAAGAAGCCACUGGUUGGAUUUGUCAGACAAGUAUGUACAUAUCUGUAUAUAUGGAAACAAAGCUUCGAAUAUAAUCAAUGCUUUGUGUUUCCUUUCUGUAACAUCUACCUCUGCAGCUAUGGAAAGGAAUGAAAUCAUUCACCGGUU
This is a messenger RNA of Dioscorea cayenensis subsp. rotundata (Guinea yam), 2333 nucleotides long. Its product is annotated as probable glycosyltransferase At3g07620. Lineage: Eukaryota; Viridiplantae; Streptophyta; Magnoliopsida; Dioscoreales; Dioscoreaceae. Gene Ontology annotation, molecular function: glycosyltransferase activity. The record is from RefSeq and is a predicted model, not a curated record. The transcript has 5 exons. Bases 105 to 2162 code for a protein of 685 amino acids.